GAACAGUCGAAUCGUACCCAUCGGCUUCAACUACCGUUCUCUCCCUUCUUCCUUCCUCAAACAGAGAGAGAGAGAGAGAGAGAGAGAGAGAGAGGCACCGUUGAGAGGAGAGAGUGAGAUUGAAAGAUACAUACAGAAACAAACAUGGGUUUCCUACAAAGAUUUUCUACCGUCACAUUCCUAAUCCUCACCUUAUCAUCAUUCCCAAUAACGAACGCCCAAAACCCAACAGCCACAGCCUAUGAUCUCCUCGCCGACUACGGCUUCCCAAUCGGAAUCCUGCCCAAGGGCGUCACCGCCUACUCCCUGGACGAACCCACGGGCAAGUUCUCCGCCUCCUUCAACGGCACCUGCAGCUUCUCCCUCGAAGGUUCGUACCAACUAAGCUACAGGUCCACGAUCAACGGGUACUUGACCAUGGGCAGGCUCGCCAACCUGGAGGGCGUUAAGGUGAAGUUGUUUUGGAUCUGGGUUGACAUUGUGGAUGUCCGUAGGAGUGGUGAUGAUUUAGAGUUUUCCGUCGGGAUCGCGUCGGCUGGGUUUCCGGUCGAUAAUUUCGAGGAGUGUCCGCAAUGUGGGUGCGGGUUGAGGUGCGGCGGUGGGCCGGUUAGGAAGGUUGGGUUGAACCCCAGGUGGGUUUUUUCUUUUUGACUUUUUUGUUGGGGGGUUUGUGAUGAUAGACUUGUUUGACUUGUUUUGUGAAUUGCAAUUUACAACUAUUAAAUCUCCGUACUUGAAUGCAAUUGAAGAAUUACAUUGAAAAAAGUACUAAAUUUCCAUGCAUUCUUGUUCUCAAUGUGGCUGUGGGUCGAGGUGUGGUGUGGUGAUGGACCUUUAAGGAAGGUUGGGUCAAACCCCAAAUGGGUUUCUUCUUUUGAACUGUUUUGAUGGGUUUUUUGAUUUUUGGGUUGUUAUUUGAUUGCUGUUGAUAUAAAUGGGUAUAGAUUGCUAUGAAAAAAUUGUUUCUGUUUUGAGUUUGUCCAUGGAAAUUUGGGACUGGUAAUUACAGUUAUCCCCAUACUUGAAUGCAAUUGAGAAGUGUCCAAAAUGUGGGUGUUGAUUAAGGUGCUGUGAUGGAUCAGUAAAGAAGGCUAGGUCAAACCGAUUUGAAUUUUCGGUUGGGAUUGCUUUGGCUGGGUUUCCGGUUGAUAGUUUUAAGGAGUGUCCUCAGUGUGUGUGUGUGUGUGGAGAUUGAGAUGUGAUGGUGGACCUGUAAGGAAGGUUGGGUUGAACUCCAGUUGGGGUUUUUUAUUGCAGACUUUCUUUGGCUUUGGGUAUUA
This is a messenger RNA of Rhododendron vialii, 1280 nucleotides long. RefSeq lists its product as uncharacterized. Lineage: Eukaryota; Viridiplantae; Streptophyta; Magnoliopsida; Ericales; Ericaceae. The coding region runs from base 145 to 651 and encodes 168 amino acids. The transcript has a single exon. The record is from RefSeq and is a predicted model, not a curated record.